UAUUACAAUUAUAUUGAUUCUGAAAGUAGUACUGAAGCAAAAAUAUGGGUAAGAGGUUCAAAUCGAAAUCGCUGCAAAACCAGAAGAAGGAGGUUCUAACUGUAAUCAAGGAAGAACCCGAAAAAUGUGGUGAUGUUAAUGAAUCCAAGCCAGUAGAGGAGCAAGCCAUACUAAAAGCUGUGUCCUCCGACGACUCGGAAGACUCCAAAAAGCACCUCGAGCAAAUGGAAUCGAUUAAAAAUAUGCCGCUUCGCCUGGAUGGGCAAAUCGAGACCUUCAAGUCUGUCCAGGAGGAGCUGCGGGAGUUGCAAAAACGGCAGGUGACCCUGCUGGAUGAGUGCAUUGAAACCCUUCAGGAGUUGAAUAGUGCCAAGCCGCUUAAUGUUACGGAACACAAGCUCAUCCUGAACACGUUCAUCAUCGUAAAGGAUAAAAUUUCGAAAAUAUUUGAGAAUUGUUCUCCAUCUCAGUUGGACGUUCUGAAGCAACAGAACUUGAUUCUUAAUGCAUCUCAAGAGAUUGAGGAAAAAUAAGCAAUUGUGGUUGUAGACAAAAUGGUCAAAUAGAUGAAAUAAUGUAAUCAUUCAUAAAAAUAUUUAAAUA
Drosophila bipectinata is the source of this 603-nucleotide messenger RNA. RefSeq lists its product as uncharacterized. NCBI's taxonomy places the organism in Eukaryota, Metazoa, Arthropoda, Insecta, Diptera, Drosophilidae. The record is from RefSeq and is a predicted model, not a curated record.